This is a messenger RNA of Oppiella nova, 738 nucleotides long. The record is from the annotation of a GenBank genome assembly. NCBI's taxonomy places the organism in Eukaryota, Metazoa, Arthropoda, Arachnida, Sarcoptiformes, Oppiidae.
AUGAUUAAAAACCUGAAGGAGUUUUUGGUGGCAGAGGAGGAGACAAUCACCGAAUUAAAGCAAUUAAUGGUAGGGUUUUCGCACUUGAAUUCAUUGGCAUUCAAUGGCGACGAACCAGAGUUAAGACAUCCCAUCGAUGUCUAUCUACUCAUCAGACGUAUGGCCGUCGAGUGGAAAGAGAUUUCUGACCUCUUGAAGGAAACUGUGGACACCAUUCGCAGCAUUCAAGUCAAGCAAAUUGGUCUGGAUAAUAGUCAAGCACAGAUUUUUAAUCAAAUAAGUUCAGUCAAAUUUAUGCCGCAAACAAACCAGAAACCUGUGACGGAUGAGGAGUUUAAUGACGCUGUCAAUGGAGUUAUAAAUCUGGUAAAUGUGUAUAAACUGGACGUGAAAUCCCUGGCCAAUGGUGUCCUACGAUAUAAUGACAGCAUUACGGGUGUGGAGAAAGUGUUUGUCAGGCGGGAGACUAACAUAACGUUAAGCGCUUACGACUGCCUCCUGAUUGGCAAACAAACCUAUCAUAACAACGAUUACCCGAACGCCAGGCUAUGGUUUGAGGAGGCGAUCAGCAAAGUGGAUGAGGACGAGGCACCCGACGAGACCAGGGCUCAUAUAUUCAACUACUUGGCCUACACUGAGGCCAGAAGUGGACGACUAAAGCAAGCGCUCACUUACAUUAAGUUUGCUUUUGCUUUGUUUCCAGAAUCCGAGUCAACCGAUACUAUUCAACAAUUGAAA